GGUGUACGUACGGGUUGAGAGUCAAAUAGGCUGACAUUCGAGAACAACUCAACGAGUGUCCUGGACGUGGUUAGAGCGAUGCGAGGGCAAGGCUGAACCUUAGCCUGUAAAUCCGUGAAACUCAACUCAUUUAGUCGAGAAAUAAAGGCUAUUGUUCUUCUACCAGCGUUUGAAGGACGCAGCCGAGAAAUCAUGUCGGUGCUGGCGCUGCAAGAGUACGAAUUCGAGAGGCAAUUCAAUGAAGAAGAAGCCAUUCGAUGGAUGCAAGAGAAUUGGAAGAAGUCCUUCCUCUUCUCUGCACUCUACGCUGCCUGCAUACUGGGUGGGCGGCAUGUAAUGAAACAAAGGGAGAAGUUUGAGUUGAGGAAACCUUUGGUACUGUGGUCUUUGACACUUGCAGUCUUCAGUAUAUUUGGUGCUGUCAGAACUGGAGGCUACAUGAUGUACAUCUUGAUGACCAAAGGCCUAAAGCAGUCAGUGUGUGAUCAGAGCUUCUACAACGGACCAGUCAGCAAGUUCUGGGCCUAUGCUUUUGUUCUCAGCAAAGCACCCGAACUAGGAGACACACUAUUCAUUGUGUUGCGCAAGCAGAAGCUGAUUUUCCUGCACUGGUAUCAUCACAUCACAGUGUUGCUCUAUUCCUGGUACUCCUACAAAGACAUGGUGGCUGGUGGAGGCUGGUUCAUGACUAUGAACUAUCUGGUGCAUGCCGUCAUGUAUUCAUACUACGCUUUUAGGGCUGCUGGCUUCAAAAUCUCCCGCAAGUUUGCAAUGUUCAUCACUCUGACGCAAAUCACUCAGAUGGUGAUGGGUUGCGUGGUAAACUACCUAGUGUAUUCAUGGAUGCAGCAAGGGCAAGAGUGCCCAUCACAUGUGCAGAACAUAGUGUGGUCAUCCCUCAUGUACCUCAGCUACUUUGUGCUCUUCUGUCAGUUCUUCUUCGAAGCCUACGUCAACAAGACCAAAUCCAUUGCAGCCAAGAAAAGCCAAUAAAUCAAGCAAAAGAUAAAAUUUUAAUAAUGGGUGAAAAUAAUGUAAAAGUGGACCAAUGAAUGGAUAGUGGAAGGGUAAAUGAAGGAUCUGAUAGGGCUUAUGUACUUGUGGGGGACAGAAACAAAGACCAUGAUGGGCUACUAUCAAAGGUUGUGCAUACUGUACUACUAACACAUAGAGAUAAACCUCCCCAACACUAGGGGAGCUCUAUUGAGCUGCACUGAGAAAUCAUUACGAUUAUGAAAUCAGUUGAAGAAAAAUGUGUCAAUGUUAUGUUUAUGUGCCCAAUAUGAUUCUCUGUAUUUAAAAAAAAAAAAUGUAUAGAUAAGAAAGGGAUUAAAAUAAAGCGAAAUAGAUGCUAGGAGAAGAGGACAAAAUCGACUCAAUGACAUUCUGAAAAAAAGAAAAUGAGAAUGGAUUAUAAAUUAAGAGGAAAUUAUAUGAAUAUAAUUUAUAUGUGUGUGGUUAUGUCUAAAAAAAAUGUCUAAACAUGUUACAGUUCCGUUUUAAUUUUUUACUGAUUAGAUACAAGAGAGUGUGUAUGGUAGUUUUGUACGAAAGCCAUGGAUGACCUGUCAAUGUUGAGCUAAAAUUGCCACAGUGUUCUAUGUUUAGCAUCGCAGCACCAAAAUUCUCUCAGGUUUUAGAGUUUUCCAUUUGAUGUGCAUAUCAUUUUAGAAGAAAAAAAGAAAACAAAAAGGCAAAAUAGUCAAGGUAUUUAAAUAGGCCUGAAAUGUUAAUGCCAUUGAGACAUAUACACAACAACCACAAAAGUGUAUAAAAAUAUAAAAAACAAAGGAGGAAAAGAGGCCAUUAAGGGGACAUUGGGCCAAAUGAUCAUCGGAACACCCCGAGGCCCAUGUGGAGUAUGAACCAUGAGAACAAUCUGAUCUCUGAAAGGCCUGGCCUAUUUCCCAUGGCUGAAAGUCAUCAUCACCUUCAUCAUAUAUUCCAAAGACCAAUGCCAUAGAAUCUAGCCAAACUAGUCCCGUCUGAAAGACCAUGAAGUCAAGCAUAUUUACACAAAUUUCAACACGUGACAUCUGUAUUCACUGUAACAAAUCAGAAUAGUGUCCAUUGUGCUCUUGUGCAUUUGCACUGUGUACAUGUAAAGCAUAUAUAGACAAUUUUAACAAAGAGCCAAGAGUGCUAAAAUAAUGUGUCUGAUUUUUAUUUUUACAUAUUCUAAUAUCUGUCUCACAAUCAGCACGUUUACAUGUGCAGUUAUAAUCUACAGCAGGUUUUUGCAAAGUUGAGCUACAGCCUUCAACUGUCUGUCCAACUACACACACAAUGCGUAAUCGAAUAUUUGAAGGAAAGACGUCAGCUGAGAAAGUGUUACAUACACGUCACUGUCACCUCUGUUUUUCUGAGCAUGCUCUCAAUGGCAAAGCCAAUUGUGGUCUGAUUAAAGUGUAUACAUGCUUGACAAUGGCAAACUAAAAAUGCAUUAUUUUGGUUUGUUAGUCCAACUUUGCAAAAAUUAGGCUGGUCUGACUAAAACGUUCAAAAAAUGAUGUCAUUUAAAAUGACACAAAAAAAAAAGAUUGUUUUUAGUCCGACUGAAAUCUAACUUUUAAAAUGCAUGCAAAUGUACUGAGUAUGAGGUUGUUUUUAGUCAUGUAUCCUUAUUAACUCUGACAGGAGCAUGUGAUACUCUUUCUGGCACAUAUUUUGCUCAUGACUAUUUUGAACGAUUCUGUCACUCUUGCUGUGAACAGGGUCAGCAACAUGCCAGAUGGGAGUACUAUUGCCUCAGCAACAAUGACAUAAGACAGAAGUUUAGAUUGUCCUUUUUUCUAAUGCCAUACUAAAGCAGCAUGCUGUUUGUGCCUGAUGACCUGGUGUGACAGAAAGGCUGCUAACAGGCAUUUCAAACCUUUUGGAAAUUAUUGAAAUUAACAAUCUACUAUACUGUUACUGCAUACUUAUACUGCUUAGAGCAGAGUUCACAGACUUAACUUAUCGAGAAGAGAUUGACAUUUUCCUAGUGGAAAUUCAACCAAUAUACAUUAUAUAAUCCAAUUGGCUGAAAGAAUUUGGAUCCACAGAAGAUACACAAUGUAAUGCUGCCUGUUAUCACUGGACAAAUGUGUAUCAGUGUUUUUUGCCAUUAGAUAAUUUGAAGUAAAUUUGUUUGAUGAUGGUGAGUUUUUCACUAGUAAGUCUGCUGGUUAUUUUGACCUCUAAAAAUGUCUCUGAACACAGACACACCUUUUGAAAUUGAAUUAGCCACUCAAGAUGAUACUUUACAAGGUCUCCACACAGAGCUCUAGGUUAGCUUCACAUUACCACUGGAGACUAUAACUAUUAUCUUGAGAUGUUUUUUUUCACAGUUAUUCACAACUCAACUGGAGUUUAUAUAAUUAUUCAUGUUGUAGUAAUGUCCAUGAGCUCUCAGUGACACUACAACAAGGGUUACAUUUCUAGACUUUAUUCAGAGCAGCACCAUAUUUUAUUUAUUUUUGACAGGAAUGAAAACAAGUUUGUCAGGGGUAUACUUUUAUUCUCUUCAAUGGAUUGUGCUGUUUACAUAUUUUUUUCAGCUUUCAAAACGUUGAAAAAAAAAAACUUUCAAAAAAUGUAAGUAGACAAUAAAAUGAUAUGUGAUCUAGUACAUUUAUACAGUGCAUGCCAUUGUACUAUUAAAUCUAUUCCUCACAGCCUCAUUUCCCUUUCCAUCAAA
Messenger RNA from Xyrauchen texanus (razorback sucker), 3679 nucleotides. RefSeq names its product elongation of very long chain fatty acids protein 6. The record is from RefSeq and is a predicted model, not a curated record. Gene Ontology annotation, cellular component: endoplasmic reticulum membrane; endoplasmic reticulum. Gene Ontology annotation, biological process: fatty acid elongation, saturated fatty acid; fatty acid elongation, monounsaturated fatty acid; fatty acid elongation, polyunsaturated fatty acid. The transcript is spliced from 4 exons. Gene Ontology annotation, molecular function: fatty acid elongase activity. NCBI's taxonomy places the organism in Eukaryota, Metazoa, Chordata, Actinopteri, Cypriniformes, Catostomidae. The coding region runs from base 193 to 993 and encodes 266 amino acids.